Molecule: messenger RNA, 942 nt
Organism: Pristis pectinata (smalltooth sawfish)
Lineage: Eukaryota; Metazoa; Chordata; Chondrichthyes; Rhinopristiformes; Pristidae
Product: lysophosphatidic acid receptor 6-like
Exons: 1
Coding region: 1-942 (313 amino acids)
Biological process (GO): behavioral response to pain; G protein-coupled receptor signaling pathway
Cellular component (GO): membrane
Molecular function (GO): G protein-coupled receptor activity
Source: RefSeq, a predicted model, not a curated record
AUGGAAAAUGGUUCCAAGGAUUCAAACGACACAAUCCUCUAUGUGAAUACUCUGUUUGCUUCUGUCUAUGGGUUGACAGUGGUGGUUGGAUUACCUCUGAACAGCAUUUCGCUCUGGGUGUUCAGCAUAAAAUUGAAACUACAAACGGCUCCAGUUAUUUAUUUGACUAAUCUGGCUGUUUCAGAUCUGCUCUUCAUUCUCGCAUUGCCUUUCAGAGUAUAUUACUUUGCAACUACUCGGUGGCCUUUUGGAAAUCUGGUUUGCACCAUGUCUGAAACAAUAUUUUCUGUGAAUAUUUAUACAAGUACUUUACUUAUUACAUUAAUAAGUAUUGAUCGUUAUCUGGCUGUAGUCCAUCCAUUGAAGUCAAACUUUCUUAGAAGUCCUAAAGCAGCCAAUAUCGCCUGUGCUAUUGCCUGGUUCAUUAUCAUCUCGAUGAGUUUUCCGAUUGCUUUUCAAUAUCAUCAGAAAGAUACAAAAAAUGGCACAAAAUGUUAUGAAGGAUUUUCAACCGAAAGUUGGCAAUCUGCUCUUAAACUUAUAUUACUGAUAACAACACUUGGAUUUGCAGUGCCUUUUGUAAUAAUUAUCGGUUGCUUUUUUGCUGUUGUCAGAGUUAUGCUCCAAAUCAGAAAAGAAUCUCAAGCGUUUAAAAGAUACAAAAUCAUACCGUUGUUUCUAUUGAACAUUGGAGUCUUUAUCAUGUGCUUUUUACCUUUCAAUGUUGCUUUGGUAUCGUAUGGACUGCAUAAAGUAGGUUAUUUCUCGAUGGAAGGCAGUUACCUAGUUCAUGCUGUCACCAUGUGCUUGGCCAGUAUCAGCAGCUGUACAGAUCCCAUUGUUUACUAUUUUACUAGCAAAGCUUUCAGAAAUGUUGCAAUGAAAGAUGCAAAGGACACUUCGCAGUGCAAUACAUUUAAUAAAAAGAGGACAUCAGACUAA